This is a messenger RNA of Cuscuta europaea, 1310 nucleotides long. The record is from the annotation of a GenBank genome assembly. Lineage: Eukaryota; Viridiplantae; Streptophyta; Magnoliopsida; Solanales; Convolvulaceae.
AUCUUGGUUUUGUGUCACCCAUUGGGCAUUGAGAUUACGUGUUGUUCGUUUGUACGUUUCACAGAAUGAGAAUGGUGAAGUGAAGGGCUUAGAAUGCAUCUUUCAUGAACGAGAAGGGGAAAUCAUGCGACAAUAAGGACUUUUCAAAUGGCACAGUAUAAAGAUCGAACUUUUGGAGGGAUCUAUAUAUGCGAUUCACAAUUUUAUUGUUGCAAUCGACGGAAAGAGAUACAAGACAACCAAAAACAGAUAUAAGCUUCUUUUUUUUCAAAAGACUCGGGUUUUUUAGUUCAAGGAUGAAGAAUUUUCAGAUUUUACUUGUAACUUUAAGCGUUUGGAGUCAUUGUUAACGACUAAUAUCUUGGAUGAGAGCGAGCUUUUUGUUAUGUUUUUUUCAUGUUUAUUUAGACACAUUACAAAUGAACACAAGUAGUGAGUGGACUAAUUAUUUUAAUUGAUAUAGAUGUGAUUGGUGUUGUUGUUUCCAAGCAAGAUGUCAAGCAAAUGACGGUUAAAGGUCAACUUCACAGAAUAAUCGAAUUUAAAAUCCAGGACAAUGAGAUGCACCAAAUAUCAUGUACUUUAUGGGAUGCAUAUGUGGAUCAAAUACUCCCUUAUUUGAAGAUAUUAUGAAGGUUGGUGGCGUCCAAUACAAUACUUUUCGUGAUACUUGCUAUGCUCUUGGUCUGCUAAAUGAUGACAAGGAAUAUAUUGAUGCAAUUAAAGAAGUGAGCUUUUGGGCAAGUGCACAUCGUUUGCGCAAACUUUUUGUUGCUUUAUUAAUUGCUAAUUGCUUGAGUAGAUCAGAAGAGGUUUGGGAGAAGUAUUGGACUUUUUUAUCUGAAGAUAUUGUUUACAAGCAACGUUUAAUGCUUAAUCAUUCAGAUCUGACAUUGACUGAAGAUGAGGUGAAGAACUUUACUUUGUUUGAAAUUCAAAAAUUGUUGUGCAGUUGCGGAAGGAGUUUGGAUGAAUAUAACACCAUGUCGGUUCCAGAUAAUAGAUUCUUAUCAAAUAACGGCAAUCGAUGGAUGUACAAUGAGCUAAGGUAUGAUCGUAAAAAGUUGGUUGAGGAGCAUGCAAAUUUGCUGGGUAAUUUGACUAAUGAACAAAGAGUUGUCUAUGAUACUAUAAUCAAGGCUAUUGAUGCUGAUAGUGGUGGAAUCUUCUUUGUGUAUGGGUAUGGAGGAACAGAGAAAACUUUUGUAUGGAAUACUCUUUCUGCAGCUAUACGUUCAAAAGGGGAAAUUGUAUUGAAUGUUGCAUCAAGUGGUAUCGCCUCACUUCUGCUGCCGGGUGGUAGAACUGCG